Desarmillaria tabescens is the source of this 1501-nucleotide messenger RNA. RefSeq lists its product as uncharacterized. The coding region runs from base 23 to 1099 and encodes 358 amino acids. NCBI's taxonomy places the organism in Eukaryota, Fungi, Basidiomycota, Agaricomycetes, Agaricales, Physalacriaceae. The transcript is spliced from 5 exons. The record is from RefSeq and is a predicted model, not a curated record.
UGCAAUCCAACUUGAAUCAAACAUGCUCCGGCUCAGUUUUGCUCUUCGUCGUCUGCGGACUGCUCGUAUUCCUUGCGCAACAUAUACUACUGCAGCAGAGCCUUCGUCUCUCCACCGCAUAGUCCGUGUCGAAAAUCUUCCGGAAGGAUACAAUGUCAGCAGCAUCAUCAGCUCCGUGAACGCUAAUCCCUCGGAGGCAGUCAUACCUUCCAAAGACCACAUCCUCAUUCGAUUCCUCGAUGAACGAUCCGCAAAGCGCUCAUUGGACAUCCAGACUGUCGCAAUGCUCGCAAAAUACAACGCGACACGCACAAUCAAACUGCGUAAAGUCCCAGAGACCUUCACCGAAUCUCAAUUCAACGAGAUCCUUUCCAAGCACGGAAGGGUCGUCUCUUCGUGCUUUGACAAGUCCGAGGGUGUCAUCGAAGCACAGUUCUUGGACCUACACCAGGCGUUCAAAGCCCGGGACGACUUUGUUGCAGCGGGAGCUCUGCCGAGGUUUGCAGAAACCGAGCCCUUCAUCUAUCCAGAAUGGUACUCGAAAUCAGACGAGCAGCCUAACCAAGAACGCUUCGUAAAGAUCGACGGCCUGAAGGACAUCGAGACACGGCUAAUGAGCUUGCGCUGGACCAACAAUUACAAAGAAAUCCCCCCAGCAGCUUUUAUAUCAGCCCGUUACUCCAGCGAAAAAACCAUGUCGGUUUAUUUCCCAACAUCCGCAUUGGCUCGACAGUUCAAGAGCAUAUGUGAGCCCUUGGCAGCAGGAAAAUGCACACUCUCCCUGCACUCCUCAGAUGAAGCCGUCUCUCGCGGUGUAGUCACCGCAAUCGAUCAAGGCGCUCGCCGUCUGGUUGCCGUUCCCUUCAACGGGACCUUGACAGACGAGAAACGAACGCGAUUCGGGCGGUUCUUCCACAAUUUUGGCCGAUUAGAUGCAAGGAGAAUCACACAUACGGACGGACAGCUGAUCGUUCCCUUCGCCACCGUAGUCGGUGCUUCGAGCUAUGUUUAUCACGUCUAUAAGGGUCUACGAAUAAAGCCGCCAUCCGGAAUCAAAAACGUUCUGCCCACCUUUGUUGGUGCUUAUCACUCGGGAUGAGUGAACCGUCACAUUUUUUAUACGCACAUUUCCAUACAAAAUCUAUUUCACUUGCGUCUCAGCAGGUUGCAUAUAGUUUUGACUUGUCAGCGUACCGCCAAGAUCAAGCCGAGCAUACAAAAACACACAAUGAGAUCUGAACUCAUGUCGGAUCGGGGACAAAGCUUCACUCUGUUCUUAUUCUGCUUGAACUUCUGGGUUCCCCACCGUCGGUCGACCAAAAACGAAGAUGAAGGUAACAAGUUGAGAGCGGACUCAAGGCAGACUCGUUUACGCUCACUUACCUGAGCAGUAUCAACAAAGUUGGUUAAUCAAUGUAGUUUCUUAGUUUUCCAGAUCUUUUACACUGCACCCUUAGUACUCACAGUCUGCAGGUGCUCUAAUUCGAUGUAACCAUGGGUC